CAGUCACUUUCACUCUCAGUGAGGGGGCGUGUGUUUAACUAGUACAGGAAGGACUCAUGUUAGCUUUCUGACAGACAACGAGGAAUAACAAUUUUAACUUUAGACAAACUGGGUGUGAUAAUAAUAUAGUGAUUAAAAUCCACUGAGAAGGUAAAACAGUUUCUGCAUGAAUAAGCCAAGUAGUCCUGCAGACGUUGUCCGACGGAGCAAAGCCCUCAACGGGACAUUAGGACAUUGUCAUCUGACAAAGGAUGACUGAAGCCCUCGUGAAAGACUGUAGGCAAACACAGAUCUAAUCUAGAUGUCAUCCAUCAAGCCUGUGUAAAAGAAUUAAAGCAGCUCAAAGACAUGUUUGAGAAUUUCAGAGAGAGACUGCAAACGGUGCAGCAGGACUUCACGUCAGGAAUCAAGACCCUGAGUGACAAAUCCAAGGAGGUGAAAGUAAAGAAGAAACAAAGAAGAGAUGAACACUUUCCACAAUAUUCUGCUGGAGUCGAGUUGCUCAGUCGAUAUGAAGACACUUGGGUGGCUCUUCAUAAACGGGCUAAAGAGUGUGCUAAGGCAGGGGAAACGGUGGACGGGGAGGUCGUGAUGCUGUGUGCACACUGGGAGAAAAGACGAGGUGCAGUGCUGGAGCUGCAGGAACAACUGCAGCAGAUUCCUGCUUUCCUCUCGGACCUGGAGACUAUCACCUCACGGAUUGCUCAUCUGGAGGCUGACUUUGAGGAGAUGGAGAGUCGUCUGCUCUAUCUUGAGGAUUUGUGUGCUCAGUGUGAGCAUCAGCGCUUCAAGCACUUUCAGAUCCUGCAGCUGGAAAAUUAUAAGAUCAAGAAAAGGAAAGAGCUGGAGUCUUUCAAAGCGGAGCUCGAUGCAGAACAUGCCCAGAAAGUGCUGGAGAUGGAGCAUGCGCAGCAGGUCAAGCUAAAGGAGCGGCAGAAGUAUUUCGAAGAGGCAUUUCAGCAAGACAUGGAGCAGUACCUCUCCACAGGAUACCUCCAGAUCACCGACAGGAGAGAUCCAAUAGGCAGUAUGUCCUCAAUGGAGGUGAAUGUUGACCUCCUGGAACAAAUGGAUCUCACGGAUGUGUCCGAUCACGAGGCUCUCGAUGUCUUCCUCAGCUCCGUAGGGGAAGAGAGCAGCGCUCAGUCUCCUGACACAGCAGGUGGCCCGACUCUGGAACCCGGCUCGUCCCCCUCAGAGAUCAGCCUAAAGGUGCCCUCACAGACAGAGGUACGGCACACCGCCUCCUCCAUCUCAUCCUCUUGCACCGACACCAUCAGCGGCGUGACCGAGGGUCCGGAUGAAGAGGAUGGCAGCGAGGAAAGCUGCAACGGAGACUCUCCACUGGUCCAGUCAGAUGAGGAGGAGGUACAGGCUGACACAGCCCUCAUGGGUCUCCCAGAAACAGAGCCGCUCAAAAGCUCAGACGACAGCGACACACAGGCCCCCUAGUGGCCAGGGAUGGCAAACGCACUCGUUUAAGUUGGUUUCUGGAGAUGAAAACGUGUUUUACAUCAAGGCUCAGACAGAAGGAGUGCCGAAGACAAGCCAGAUGUUUCUUCGUGGCUUAAUGCGACACUUUGAGAUGAAGAUUUUGGAGCCUUAUAGAAUGCAGUUUGUGCUCAGCCCUAGAGAGCAGCUCUUUCAGACUCUUAGCACUGUGAUUUUUGUUUUCUUUCCCAAUACAAAAAAAAUUAACACAAUGUAUGAUACAAAUCUUCGUAUUACCUGUUGCAUCGGAAUUAUAUAAUAAUAAACAUUUUACAGUGUUCCUGCUAAUAUCACUGAUGUAUGUUGCAUGAAUUUGUAAUGCAGAGCUCAUUUUGCAUAUGACGUUAUUGAGCCGAUUGAAAGACUCUGAAAUAAAAUAUACCUUGAAAUACCACAGGCCUCACUACAAUCUCAGUGUAGGACUGAUAAUUCAAAUCGUAGUGAUCUAAGGGAAAUAUCUUCCACCAACGAUUUCACAGAGCGUCUCUGAUAUAAAAAUAGCUGGGAACAUUUGGACCAUCUGUGGUUACAGAAUUUACAGGCUCCCCGUAUAGCAAGCUGUUGCUCUCAAACCUUGUUACCUCUCGGGAAAAAAUACUGAGUUAUCACGCUAACUGCAGUGAAAUGAAGGUUGAGGGUUUUUAAAAGAAAGAGUAAAGUCUGACUGCAUGGGUUUACAUAAGAAAUUACUUCAGAUUACUUCGGUAGGAUUUUUAAAUGUUUUUAAAAAGUGUCAUACUCACCGAGGCUACACUUAUUUCAUCCACAAUACAGUGUAACUUGUGAUAUUGUGAUAAAUUAUUACAAUUUGUGACGAUGGACCACAAAACUAGUCAUAAGGGUAAUUUUAAAAUUGAGAUUUAUACAUAAUCUGAAAGCAGAAAUAAGAUUUCCAUUGAUGUAUGGUUUGUUAGAAUAGGACAAUAUUUGGCCAAAAAACAACUAUUUGAAAAUGUGCAAUCUGAGGGGGCAAAAAAAAUCAAAACAUUGAGAAAAUCGCCUUUACAGUUGUCCAAAUGAAGUUCUUAGCAAUGCAUAUUAACAAUCAAAAAUUAGGUUUUGACAUAUUUAUGGUGGAAAAUUUACAAAAUACCUUCAUGGAACAUGAUCUUUACGUAAUAUCCUAAUGAUUUUUGUCAUAAAAGCAAAAAUUGAUUAUUUUGACCUGUACAAUGUAUUGUUGACUAUUGCUACAAAUAAACCCGUGCUACUUAA
Molecule: messenger RNA, 2706 nt
Organism: Labeo rohita (rohu)
Lineage: Eukaryota; Metazoa; Chordata; Actinopteri; Cypriniformes; Cyprinidae
Gene: dtnbp1a
Product: dystrobrevin binding protein 1a
Exons: 10
Coding region: 349-1452 (367 amino acids)
Biological process (GO): platelet dense granule organization; regulation of synaptic vesicle exocytosis; neuron projection development
Cellular component (GO): cytoplasm; BLOC-1 complex; synaptic vesicle membrane
Source: RefSeq, a predicted model, not a curated record